GGGCCGGACGGCGGGCCGGGGGUCCGGGAGCCGGGCGCGGGCGCGGGCCCGCGGCGGCUGGUGCGCAAGGACGGGCGCUGCAACGUGCGCUUCGUGCACGCGGGCGGCGUGGGCGCGCGCUACCUGAGCGACCUGUUCACGACGUGCGUGGACGUGCGCUGGCGCUGGCUCGGGCUGCUCUUCUCGGGCUCGUUCCUGGCGUGCUGGCUGCUCUUCGGCCUGGCCUUCUGGCUCAUCGCGUCGCUGCACGGCGACCUGGCCGCGCCGCCGCCCGCCGCGCCCUGCUUCUCGCACGUGGCCAGCUUCCUGGCCGCCUUCCUGCUGGCGCUCGAGACGCAGACGAGCAUCGGCUACGGCGUGCGCAGCGUGACGGACGAGUGCCCGGCCGCCGUGGCCGCCGUGGUGCUGCAGUGCCUGGCGGGCUGCGUGCUGGACGCCUUCGUGGCGGGCGCCGUGAUGGCCAAGCUGGCGCAGCCCAAGCGCCGCAACGAGACGCUGCUCUUCAGCCGCUGCGCCGUCGUGGCGCUGCGCGACCGCCGCCUCUGCCUCAUGUGGCGCGUCGGCAACCUGCGCCGCAGCCACCUCGUCGAGGCGCACGUCCGCGCGCAGCUGCUGCAGCCUCGAGUGACUCCCGAGGGCGAGUACAUCCCCCUGGACCACCAGGACGUGGACGUGGGCUUCGACGGCGGCACGGACCGCAUCUUCCUCGUGUCGCCCAUCACCAUCGUACACGAGAUCGACGCGGCCAGUCCCCUGUACGAGCUGGGCCGCGCCGAGCUGGCCCGCGCCGACUUCGAGCUGGUGGUGAUCUUGGAGGGGAUGGUGGAGGCCACGGCCAUGACCACCCAGUGCCGCUCCUCCUACCUCCCCAGCGAGCUGCUCUGGGGCCACCGCUUCGAGCCCGUCCUGUUCCAGCGAGGCUCCCAGUACGAAGUCGACUACCGCCACUUCCACCGCACCUACGAGGUCCCGGGGACACCAGUGUGCAGCGCCAAAGAGCUGGACCAGCGUGCCCAGCAAGCGUCGCACAGCCCCAAGUCCAGUUUCCCGGGCUCGCUCGCUGCUUUCUGUUACGAGAAUGAACUUGCUCUGAAUUGCUGCCAGCAGGAAGAGGACGAAGAAGAGGCCAUGGAGGAAGGUUGGGCCGAGGCAGGAGAGGGGGCGGCCAGCUCACAGGUACUUACACCCACCCUGGCGCUCAGCCUGCCCCCAUGAUCCGAGCUGCCUACCUCCCUCUCCCAGGGCACCCCCGUCUGGAGGGAUCAGGCCAGAGCAGAGAGUUGAUGGGAUCUCAUCUAGCUGGUGAGGUUCUGCCGUAUCCAGGAUCCUUGCCAAGGACAUCCUGGACCUUCAUUUCUCUGCAUUCACUAUCCUCU
Suncus etruscus (white-toothed pygmy shrew) is the source of this 1376-nucleotide messenger RNA. It is a transcript of the gene KCNJ14, whose product is annotated as potassium inwardly rectifying channel subfamily J member 14. Gene Ontology annotation, molecular function: inward rectifier potassium channel activity. NCBI's taxonomy places the organism in Eukaryota, Metazoa, Chordata, Mammalia, Eulipotyphla, Soricidae. Gene Ontology annotation, cellular component: plasma membrane. Gene Ontology annotation, biological process: potassium ion import across plasma membrane; regulation of monoatomic ion transmembrane transport. The record is from RefSeq and is a predicted model, not a curated record. The transcript has 2 exons. The annotation marks the transcript as partial.